Molecule: messenger RNA, 660 nt
Organism: Lachancea mirantina
Lineage: Eukaryota; Fungi; Ascomycota; Saccharomycetes; Saccharomycetales; Saccharomycetaceae
Source: the annotation of a GenBank genome assembly
AUGUUUUCGCGCCGAGUUCUGGUGAACCUAACGAGAUGCACCAGUCUUGAUAAUCCUAGAAAUUAUUAUAUGGCCAAUUGGAAAAGAGGCUACUUCAAGCCAGCAAUUAAGCGCAUACCGAAACGUAACAGCGUGCAAGACUUGGCCAGACUUGAUAGGUUUGAGCAAAUGAUGGAAAUUGACAAUUACGGCGUAACGUUGAGAGAGAAAAGUGAAUGUGUGAAAUGCUUUUACCCUCUGAAAUGCGACGACAUCAAAUUACCCAGUGGCAUAGCCUACAAGUUUAGCCAGCUUGAAGUUCUAGGUAAAGGUUUUCUCCAAUUUUGUCUCGUAGAGUCAUUUUUGCAUGUUUUCAAAAGGUCCUCGACGGACAUCGAGCAACAUGAUUUCAAUUUCGACGUUAAAAUGCGACAUCUCGGCGCAUCGCGCAGGAUUCCAAGGAAACUUCUUCAAAGGUAUGUGAAGGGUAAUUUCAGCAGGCUGGCAAGGCUCUCACAACCUCAGGCAAGCAUCCCUCUAAGGAUUCAUCGGGUCUAUGAUAGAAAAUGUUUUAACGCACUUUUCGGGUAUUUGACUUUGACUAACGAAUCUCAAACGGUGUGGAAUUUGGUGAAAGGUAAAAUAUCGAGGUCUAUUUUAAAAAACACAUUCAAUAUAUGA